Messenger RNA from [Candida] anglica, 2568 nucleotides. The record is from the annotation of a GenBank genome assembly. NCBI's taxonomy places the organism in Eukaryota, Fungi, Ascomycota, Pichiomycetes, Serinales, Debaryomycetaceae.
AUGUUGUCUUCGGUCGUGUACUCAUUACUUGCUACAGCCUUACUCUGCAAAGAUGUUGCUGCAUCCCAACUCGCGGCAUACUGGGGCCAGAACUCCGGCGGAACGCAAGGUAGGUUGAAGGAAUACUGCGAUUCCAAUACUGCUGAUAUUAUUAUCUUGUCUUUCUUGAACAAUUUCCCAGAUGACUUGAACGUCAACUUUUCCAAUCAAUGUGGAGAUUACUAUCCUAGUGGAUUGUUACACUGUUCCGCUAUUGGCGAAGACAUUACCUACUGUCAGAAGAAAGGAAAGACAGUUCUCUUGUCUCUUGGAGGAAGUAUUGGUAACUAUGGUGUUACAGUUGACAACGCUGACGAACUUGCAACCACAUUGUGGAACAAGUUCGGCGCAGGUAUUGAUUCUGAAAGACCAUUUGAUGAUGCUGUUAUUGAUGGUUUCGACUAUGAUAUGGAAGGAGGUGACCAAUCUGCAAUAGUUGUGUUGAGUAACGCCUUACGUGCCAAGUACUCCAAGGAUCCUUCUAAAAAAUAUUUCUUAUCUGCUUCUCCUCAAUGCGUUUACCCAGAUGCUAAUGUUGGCGAAGCCCUUGCUCAUGCUGAAAUUGACUACACUUUUGUCCAAUUUUACAACAACUAUUGCUCAUUAGAUCGACAAUUCAAUUGGAACACAUGGACUGCCUACGUUGAUACCAUUUCUCCCAACAAGAAUAAUAAGAUCUUUAUUGGAUUACCAGGUUCCCCAACUUCUGCUGGUUCGGGAUACGUGGAUAUUUCUAUUAUAAAAGAGACAGUGAAAUCAAUCGGAUGCGACCCUAAUUUUGGUGGAAUUUCUCUUUGGGAUGCCUCUUCUGCCUGGGCCAACUCUAUUGACGGAAGAAGCUACGCUGAUAACAUUAGGGAUAUCGUGGAUUCCGUGUCUAGAUCAUGUGGCUCACCUUCUACACAGAAUAGUCACACAUUCCCAUCCACAGCUCCAAUUCCCGUUUCAACAGCAUCAAAAAGUCCUAUCCCAGGACCUAACACAUCUGAAGAUCCAGUUCCAAUUCCAAUGCCCAUUACCAGUGACAGUUCAACUUCGUUGACUUCAUCAGCUACUCCUUACUAUGUAAAUUCCACCACCAGUCUUGCCCCGCAAAUAAGUACAGAAACUGAUAUCCAUACCACAGUAAUUACAAUUACAUCAUGCUCAGAUGAUAGGUGUACGACCCUACCAGUUACAACUGGAGUUACUACUAUCACCAAGGAUGAAACUUCUUACACAACUUACUGUCCUUUGACUGCCUCUAGUUCAUUUGUUCCGGAGUUUGAAAUCUCCACCACUGUGAUCCCAGUGACAUCUUGCGAUUCAUAUGAGUGUACGUUCGAAACAGUAACAACAGAAUCGUCCACUGUUACUAAAGAUGAAUCAUCCUUCACCACUUAUGAAUCUAUAAGCACGAGAAGUUCGACGUUAACAAAAGUCUCUUCUUCCAAAUUUCCUUUCUCUACAUCUACUUUUGUUUCUCAUUCUUCCUCAUCGACAGAAGGGGUCUCAUCAGAUUCAACAGUGAGAAGUUCGACAUCAACGAAAGUCACUUCUUCCAACGUACCUUCAUCUAAAUCUACUGUUAUUUCUCAUACAACUUCAUCGACAAAAGAACUCUCAUCAGAUUCGACAGUGACUAGUUCAUCAGCUGGUAUUUCUCAUGCUACUUCAUCGAAACUUGACAUCUCGUCAACAUCAGCAUCUGAAACCGCUACUUCUUCUAAGUUUACUUCAGAAGUUUCUUCUUUUUCAAGUCUGGUGACCAUUGCGAAAUCUUCACAUACAGCUGGUAAAUCAACUGAGAUCCAUACCACAGUGAUCACUAUUACUUCUUGCUCAGAUGAAAGGUGUACCAAAGUCCCAGUUACCACUGGUUUGACUACUGUCACCAAAGAUGAAACAUCUUACACUACUUAUUGUCCAUUAUCUUCUGGUGGAUCCAUCGUUACUGAAACUGAUGUUUCUACCACAGUUAUUACCAUUACAUCAUGUUCUGCUGACAAGUGUACUAAAUUCCCAGUUACUACUGGUUUGACCACAGUUACCAAAGAUGAAACAUCUUACACUACCUAUUGUCCAUUGACUUCGCCUGAAACUACAGAAACUGUCGAGUCAACUAAAUUCAUCACUUUGACGUCUACCAUCGUUGGACAAUCCUCUUCUGCUAUUUCUACCCAAUCUUCUUCUUCCAGUGUGAUUUUAUCUUCUGAAGUCGUCCAGUAUUCUUCCAAUGUGAUGCCAUCUUCUAAUGUCAUCCAUUCUUUGCCUUCUAUUGUUGUCACAUCUUCUUCUGCUAGAGAUGCCCCACCAGCAUCUAAAAUGGGGGUAUCUUCUUCUUCAGAUAUCAGUGCACCAACGACAUUCCCAACAUUCCCCACUACUGUAUCUACCAGCACUUUGUACAAUACUGCUACAAUUCCAGUACAUCACAGUUCUAAAAACGCCACCAGUCCACAGGUUACUAUCAACUCUGAGGGAAUGGCCGUUUCUAUCACAAGCUCUCUUGCUUUGAUAAUGUUGAGUAUUCUUGCUGCAAUCUUUUAA